Messenger RNA from Penicillium macrosclerotiorum, 2391 nucleotides. Its product is annotated as putative rhamnosidase B. The transcript is spliced from 4 exons. The coding region runs from base 1 to 2391 and encodes 796 amino acids. The record is from RefSeq and is a predicted model, not a curated record. NCBI's taxonomy places the organism in Eukaryota, Fungi, Ascomycota, Eurotiomycetes, Eurotiales, Aspergillaceae. Gene Ontology annotation, biological process: carbohydrate metabolic process.
AUGGCGGCUGCGGAGGAAAAAAAGAUUAUCGAGAAUCUCCAGGCGAACUGGAUCUGGAUUCCCAACUGGGUUGAUUCUUCGACUACAAACACAGUGGGCAGAAUCGUCGACUUUGUUCGUAAUGUCACUUUGCCAUCCCGUCCAAGAAAAUCACAGUUGCAUUUUUCAGCGGAUACACGAUACAAACUUUUUGUUAACGGGACCCGUAUUGCUGUUGGGCCAACCAGGAGCAGCCCGUUGAUUUGGUAUUACGAUUCGCUUGAUAUUGCCCCUUAUUUGGAAGAAGGGGAAAAUGAGAUACGCUUUACCGUGUUGCGAUAUUUUGCAUCCUCUCGUGGAGCUAUGGCUUUUGAGCGAACUGCUCUUCCAGGGUUGACUAUUUUCGGUUGUGUUGAAACCGAGACUGAAACCAUUGACCUUGGUUCUCAGCAAAAUUGGAAGGCGUCUAUGGAUGAGUCCGUUCAAUUUCCGUCGGGAAUAGUCGACGACGCAUUUCUUCAUAUCAGUGAACGUGUCAUUCCAAGGGGCCCGGUCCCUCAAAUAACGCCGAUUCUGCAUGGAAUCAGAACAUUAAAUGGUGACAUUGCUCCUUGGGCUCUUCGUCCACGGCCUAUUCCUAUGCCUGAAUCAACUCCUGUUAUUAUCAAUACGGUCAGGUCUUGUGAAAGCAGCGUCAGCUCAGAUGACUGGAAAUCUUUUCUCACUGGAAAGGCGCCUUUGCAUCUUCCUCAGGACUCACAACAUAUUAUUGAUAUACAAGCAGAUUGUCAUUCCACCGCGUUCAUCACAUUUUGCUUCAAGGGUAACCAACAGUCUUCUCGGAUAAAGCUCAAAGUGACCUAUUCUGAAGGAUAUGAACUUGAGCCUCGCUCCUAUCCUUUCUUCCGAUCUAAGGGUGAUCGGUUAGAUGCCAGAAAUGGCCACAUAAUUGGUCCGUAUGAUGAAGUUAUAUUAGAUGUUUCCGACGCCGAGAUUUUUUAUGAACCGUUUUGGUUUCGGACGUUUCGACUUCUCCGAAUUGAAAUUAUUGUGGGAGGGGCGCCCAUUGAAUUUCAAUCAUUUCACGCAACCCAGGUCAACUACCCGAUGGCGGUCAAAGCUAAUUGGAAAGAGCGAGAAAAUGCGCAAAGCGAACAGAUUUGGGACGUCUCAAUUCGGACAAUGAGGAACUGUAUGUUUGAUGGUUAUUCUGACUGUCCCUUUUAUGAGCAACUCCAAUAUUCCGGGGACAGUCGAUCCGUUGGCCUCUUUCAUUACCUUUUAUCUGGGGAUGACAGAUUGAUGCGACAAGCUAUAACAAAUUUUGCUGCUUCAGUAACUCCUAAUGGCCUCACCCAAUCUCGCUUUCCUUCUCAUUCACCACAAGUUGUUGCAGGGUUUUCUCUAUACUGGAUUUUGCAGGUGUGCGACCAUUUCCGAUUUUUUGGAGACGCACCUUUCACCCGCAACUUUGUUCCAAGAAUAGACGGAGUCCUCGAUUUCUUUGAAUCGAACAUUGAUGAUAUGGGCCUUGUCAGUGGGCUUCCCGCGGAAAUUUGGCAAUAUGUCGACUGGGUGACAACGUGGGGUGCAACUGUCGAUCAUCCGGAUAAAGGUGUACCGACGUCUGGCCGAAAGUCAAACCGGCACACCUACUUCAGUAUGCUAUAUGCUUAUGUGUUAAAGCAAGCCGCUAAACUGAUUCGUGAUGUUGGGAGACCUGGGAAUGCAGAUGAGUAUGAAAGCCGUGCUGCGGCACUUGUUGAAGCUAUCCGUAAACACUGCUACGAUGGUCGAUUUUUCACAGAUUCUACAUCGGAAAUAGCAGACAAGCUUUCUUAUUCGCAACACUGCCAGGUCUUUGCUGUUCUUUGCGGAGCAGCAAUACCCGAUCAACAAGAGCGUAUUUUGGCGGAAAGCUUCACCAACCCGCGGUUUUCCAAGUGCUCAUAUAUGAUGCAGUUUUACGCAUUUCGGGCACUUGCGCUAGCAGGAGGUCAAAUAUACAACAAUUUCUGGAAUUCAAUGUGGGAGCCGUGGCGCCAGAUGCUGGCGAACAAUCUGUCCACGUGGGAAGAGGACGACGUCCGUCAACGCUCGGACUGUCAUGCAUGGGGGAGUGUCCCGAUUUUCGAAUACUGUACCGAGCUGGCAGGUAUCUUUCCGGUGGCACCAGGAUCAUCGAAAAUAACUUUCAAGCCUCGUUUGAGUUUGAGUCCAUCAAUUGAAGCGAAAGUUGCUUUGGGGUUAGAAAAUCUUGCUCACGUCUCUUGGAGACUGGGGGACGGCAACCAAAAAUAUGUCGAGUUGCGACUUGAUAGACCAGUCGAAGUGAUAAGUCAACUUCCUGGCCAACAGGCAAUAGAUCAUGGAACUUUAGAUCAUCUAAGCUUGGUUUACAACCCAUCUUAA